AUGGACGAUGCGUAUGCCUAUGAAAUCGGGCAGGAUGAUUUCGAUCCUGGCAAUGCCCUUGCGGAGAUCAUCACUCUCGGCAACUACUUGUCUGGGCAUUUUCAAAGCCGUCUCUCGUCACAGGAAGAAGCUUCCCUUGAAGAGAAAAUCCUGAGCUCUCUAGCUCUAAUGGUAUACGGUUCCAACAUGCUUGAGCUAGCUGGAUUAGAGAUAGGAGUAACCCUUAAGUUGAGUAUGGCGAUAUUCCGGGGCGAAGAGGCGCCUGAGGAUAUCGGGGAGACCACCAAAGAGUUCUGA
Penicillium taxi is the source of this 297-nucleotide messenger RNA. RefSeq lists its product as uncharacterized. NCBI's taxonomy places the organism in Eukaryota, Fungi, Ascomycota, Eurotiomycetes, Eurotiales, Aspergillaceae. The coding region runs from base 1 to 297 and encodes 98 amino acids. The record is from RefSeq and is a predicted model, not a curated record. The transcript has a single exon.